UGUGUGUGUGUGUGUGAGAGAGAGGAGUUUGUCUAUCACUCCUGUGUCACAUGGAUUUCCUCCCACAGUCCAAAGACUGCAGUUAGACUAAUUGAUGUCUCUAAAUUGGCCAUACUGCAAGAUUGUAUAUGUACCCUGCAAUGGACUGGCACCCCACCCAAGGUGUACAGCCUGUGCUGUCUGAGAUCCAGGCCCCCAAUGAUAAUGACCAAAAUAAGGAGUUUGUACAUUGUGUAUGAAACAAAGGGUGGUGAAUAUAAAUGGACUGUAGUUAACAAAGUGACACGUCAGCUACAAGAGUGCAAAAUAUAUUGCGCUGUGAGAAAAAUCUAAUAAGUGUUAUUAACUUCCAAUUGGUGAUAGUGAGAAGGAGUGGGCUUAGAAAGUGCUGGGUUUCUAUAUCAACAGUUGAAUAUUCUGUAUGCCCAAAAUGUUUUUUUUCCCACAGUCAGUGGAAAAAUAUGUCAGCCAACUAAUUCAAGCUGAUGUAUAGAAGACAAGAAAAACAAUCAUUUAACCAGAUGUUUGACAACCCUGCUGCAGAGACGCCGAGCUGAAGUGACAGGCAUGACGGCCCCGAACUCUGCACAGCGGCGGGCGUGCUGGGCCGCCAGGGACGACUUGUGGAAAUGUCUUGAGGAGAACAAUGAAAACUCGGCUCCUUGCGAGACACUCCGCAGGACAUUCGAGGACAGCUGUCCAGCUCAGUGGGUGAAGUAUUUUUCUAGAAGAAGAGACUUCAUGAAAUACAAGGAGAAGAUGCAGUAUGAUGGUUUUGAAUCUUCACAGCAGUCCUCAAAAUGAGGAUAGCAUUCAUCAAAUAGAAACCUGAAAUGGCUCAGGUUACAACAUACAAUGUUCAGUCUGUGCAGACUUUUGAAUGAAUGGUGUUCUUUCAGCAAAGGCCAUCUAAUUGCAGUGUUUCUAGCAUCCAAAGUGCAGUGCAUUUGGGGUGCUGUUUUUACCUGAGCUCCUAAUAUCAUGCUCACUGAAAUUAAAUUGGCAUGCAGGUGUCGGGUGAUUUCAUUGUUGAAGGCACUGCAGCACAGCUUGAAACAAGCUGUUCAAGGGGCCAAAUAUCUGGGUUGAGAGAAAAAUGGUGUUAUGGAAUUGCUGAAAAACCCAUAGCUGAAUUAAGUACUUGUCAACUUGAUUUUGUCUCCCCUCCUGAAAUACCUGCCGGUUCGUUACAAGACUGCCCCAGCAGAGAUGUGUAUGCCUUGCUCCCACUUACAGAUUGAUUCAUAAAUCUGUUAAAUUGGUGAAUAAAAAGUGCUCGUUUCACCCAGAAUGCAUCACAAUGAAAUUCUGUGUGCUGAAUAAAACAAAGAAAUUAUUUUA
Messenger RNA from Paramormyrops kingsleyae, 1341 nucleotides. It is a transcript of the gene coa6, whose product is annotated as cytochrome c oxidase assembly factor 6. Lineage: Eukaryota; Metazoa; Chordata; Actinopteri; Osteoglossiformes; Mormyridae. Gene Ontology annotation, biological process: mitochondrial ATP synthesis coupled electron transport; respiratory chain complex IV assembly. Gene Ontology annotation, cellular component: mitochondrion. The record is from RefSeq and is a predicted model, not a curated record.